AUGCUCUUUUUAAGAAUCGCCAUCAACUCUGCCUUUAUGGCUUCCGCCUUCGCGGCUCCCAUUUCCACGAGUGUCAGUGUUGAUGUUGGGCCCGCUCUCGAUACUGUUGAAAGCACCGCCACAGGUGCUCUUUCUCAGGUUGAGAGCGUUGCCAAGCGCCAGCUGGACGACCUUGAUGUUGGAUCUGUUGUCGAUGGAACCCUCGGCACUGUCACCGGCGCGCUCUCUGAUGUUGAGAGCGCUACUGGACUUGAAGGGGUUACGUCCGAGGUUGGAAGCAUUGUCAAGCGUCAGGUGGACGGCCUGGAUGCUGGGUCUGUCAUCGAUGGGGCCCUCAGCACCGUCACCGGUACUCUCUCCGGAGUUGAGAGUGCGACUGGACUUGAAGGAGUCACCUCUGGGGUAGAGAGCAUUAUCAAGCGCCAGCUGGACGACCUCGAUGGCGUUGUCUCUACUGCGGAGACUGUUGUUGGCGACGUUACCUCUACAGUAGCAAGCACGGCCGGAGCAGCUGUUGGCACGGUCGAGGGUGCGCUUUGA
Cryphonectria parasitica EP155 is the source of this 540-nucleotide messenger RNA. RefSeq lists its product as uncharacterized. The coding region runs from base 1 to 540 and encodes 179 amino acids. The transcript has 2 exons. The record is from RefSeq and is a predicted model, not a curated record. NCBI's taxonomy places the organism in Eukaryota, Fungi, Ascomycota, Sordariomycetes, Diaporthales, Cryphonectriaceae.